Messenger RNA from Funneliformis mosseae, 1602 nucleotides. The record is from the annotation of a GenBank genome assembly. NCBI's taxonomy places the organism in Eukaryota, Fungi, Glomeromycota, Glomeromycetes, Glomerales, Glomeraceae.
AUGAUUUCAAAGCUAGCAAAUGAAACUUUACAACAUGUUUUUAGUUUUAUUGAAGAUACUAAAACGUUGUAUUCUAUUAUUCGUGUAAAUCGCUCUUGGUGCGGAAACGGUAUCAAAUAUUUGUGGAAAAAUCCCUUUACAGAAAAUAUUCAUGAUUUAACAAAUCACUCCAAAAUCUUAAACGUAUUCAUACCAAUCCUGAAAAAAAACAAAGUUCUAGAAUGGAAGAAUAAGGCAGAUUGUAUGAAAAAAAAAAUGCUCGAUACUAAAUUUAUGUAUCCUAGUUUCAUUACCCAUUUGGAUUACGAUAACCUUUUUAGAAUUGUCUCAACAUAUUAUAAAAUGAAUAAAGAUGAUGCUGAUUCCUUUGUAGAUUAUAUGGAAGAGCAGUACAAUGUUUUAUUAAAACGAACCCAUCAGACAUCGUUGAUACCUACUAACGAAGAAUCGCCAGAAGAUUUUGGAUUAAGGAAAAUCUUGUUUAUAAUUUCAAUUAUAUUGACAACUUUAGGAAUAAGCAGGGCAAGCAUCAAAUGGCUUAAAAUUAAUUUCAAAAGCAAAGAUAUUGAAGAUAUCCUUCAUGAUUUCUUAAUAUUGGGGAAAGACUUGGUUGCGAAUUUAAAAUAUUUAGAAUAUGGAAAGUUAGCUUAUAAGCUUCCUAUUUUGAAUAUUUUAUCGGCAAGUUGCAAAGAGUUAGAAACGAUAAAUAUUCAAGAACGAUUUUUCCAGUUGAUUAGAAACCAGGUGGUAACCUUAUUGAAAAACCAGAAAAAACUUGAAGAUGUGCGGCUUAUUGGAGCGAAUAUUUUGAUGAGACUAAAUUAUGAAGAAACUAUUUUUGAAAUGAUCUCAUCGUUGGAAAUAUACGCGUAUUCUCUAAAGAUUAUAACAUUUAGUGGAAUGCAUGUAAAUAACGAUGAAACAUUUAAAUUUUUCGGCAAAUGUAAAAAUUUGGAACGCGUGACCUUGGAAAAUAUGUGCAUAUCAUUCAAAAAUUUUGAAUGGAUUGCUUCGGCGGAAUUUCCAAAAUUAUGGUCUUUAACGCUAAUAAAUGUUUUCUGUGACAAUGAACUUAUCGGACAACCGAAUCCACUUCAAGGAAUAAUUCAAAACAAAACGUUGACACAAAAUUUGAAAGCACUUAGUCUCCUAUGCGCGUACAUAAAUAAUGAUAUUUUAACAUCAAUUGGUGAAAAUCAUAGAAAUCUUUGCUUCUUUUCUACACAAAUUACUGCGGAUGAUGAUAUACCAUAUCUAUUUAAUAUCCUUGACAAUUCCCCAAAUCUUGAAGAGCUUCACUUGAUAAUUCCAGUGGAAUAUACUUCUGUUGUUAAUACUAGGUUCAUCGUUGAUUUGGCAAAGAUUUUACCUCGUCGAAUUAACGCGUUACAAUUUUCAAAUCUAAUUCGCAACAUUGAUGAAUAUCGAAACUUUUUGGAGAAUUGUGUGGUGAAAUUAAAAUACUUUCAUCUCAACUUUUUGGUUUGUAGUCUUAAUACUAGGGAAUUUAAGCGUUAUAUACGCAGAUGGUCUAAGGAAAAGGGGAAGGUUAUAAUGAAUUAUCAUAUAACUUCUAAUAAAUUUUAUGUCAUGUGGAGAUAA